AAAAAAAUUCAGUGAGCUGUGAAAAUUGUUUUUAUUUAUGCAAACACAAUUCUAAAAUGGAUGACAAAUUCAUCGUAUUCAAUGCUGCACGCGAUAAUAACCUGCCCCUAUUGAAGAGUGUGCUUUAUAACAAGAGCAGCGUGGAUAUUGCGAUAUUGAUAUCGGCCAAAGUGAAUGGAGCCACACCGCUGGUCAUUGCCUGUCGCAACGGACACUACGACAUUGUAGAAUACCUAUUGACAAAGUGUCGAGCCAACGUUGAACAGGUGGGCUCCGUCAGCUUCGACGGCGAACCCAUCGAGGAUGCUCCUCCCCUGUGGUGUGCGGCCGCCGCCGGUCAUCUGGGCAUCGUUAAGAUGCUGGUGCGUCGAUUCGCCAAUGUGAAUAGUACGACGCGAACGAACUCGACACCGUUGCGUGCCGCCUGCUUCGAUGGCCACUACGAGAUCGUCAAGUAUCUGGUGCAUCAUGGUGCAGACUUUGAGGUGGCGAAUCGGCAUGGACACACCUGCCUGAUGAUUGCCUGCUACAAGGGGCACUAUCGCAUUGCACAGUAUCUGCUGUCAUUGCAUGCGGACGUCAAUCGUUGCAGCAUCAAGGGCAACACGGCGUUGCACGACUGCGCGGAGUCGGGUUCGCUGCAAAUACUGCAGCUGCUGCUGAAGCACGGCGCCACUAUGGAUGUGGACUUUUAUGGCAUGACACCGCUGCUGGCGGCCAGCGUCACCGGACACAUGCCCAUUGUGGAACACCUGAUAACGUUGCCCUGUGUGAGUCGUGUGGCACGAAUCGAUGCACUCGAGCUCCUGGGUGCCACCUAUGUGGAUAAGAAACGUGAUAUUGCUGUCGCCUUGACGCUGUGGCGGCGAGCGCUCGAAGAGCGAGCACAGGAUCCGCCACUAGACAAGAAAGUGCAGGAGCCGGUGCCGGCCUACGAGCUGGUCACCGAAGUGACUACCAUUGAGGAGCUGGAGGAGCUCGUUCUCGAUCCCGACGAGAUGCGCAUGCAGGCGCUAGUCAUCCGACAGCGCAUCCUUGGACCAACGCAUCCCGACACCAGCUACUACAUUCGUUUCAGAGGUGCCCACUAUGCAGACGCUGGUCGGUUCGACCGUUGCAUUGAGCUUUGGUCGUAUGCCUUGACAAUGCAACAGAAAAUCUUGCAACCACUGAGUCCGAUGACGCAAUCGUCGCUGCUGUCGUUUGCCGAGCUGUUUAGCUUUAUGCUGGUGGAGGCGGGGCGGCUGUUGCCGCGCGGACGCAUUGUGCCGCCAAUUGAGGCGGACGGCAUGCUGACCAUCUUUCACAAGGCCGUGCUGGAGGUGGAGCGGGGCCAGGCAUUUACGUUGGAGCAGCAACAGCAGCAGCAGCAGAUGCUGCCCGCUGCCAGCAGCGGCAUUGGUAGCAAACAACUAACACAAUCGCCAUCCUCAUCAUCGACAGCAACGUCGAACAGCUCCACAACAUCAGCAUCAGCAACAACAGCAACAUCAACCUCAUCAUCAUCAUCCACCUCAAGCUCAUCGUCCGCAGCAUCGUCGACGACGCUGUUGUCGGCGCAUCAGCACGACUGCAAUCAUGAUCCCAAUGCGCUCAGUCGCACUCUGGUCAGUGCCCUGCACAUUGGCUGCCUGCUCAGCUCGCUGCUGGACUCGGACAGUUUCUGUCCGGAUAUGCGGCAUCAGGUGAUGAACGCUUUAUAUCGCCUCAACCGUCUCAAGGUGCAUGUGCGAUCCGGUCGCACAGCGCUCCAUUAUGCCUGCUAUCGCGAGGGCACCCUCGUCGGUCGCUAUCCCUCCUGCCAGUUCCCAUCGGCAUCGCUGGCCAAGGCGCUGCUCGAGGUCGGUGCCGAUCCGAAUGCCGUUGACGAUGCCGGCAAUACACCCCUCCAUCUGGCCGCCUCACUCCAGCUCUAUGUGGAGCCACUGGCUCACACACUCCUCGAAGGUGGUGCGCAUUUGGAUACGCGAAACGAUGCCGGCGAGACCUUUGAGACGCUGCUGGCGCCCACAGCUCUGCACAAGAUAAUCGAUCCCAUGAAGUACACAACGCUGGCGUGUUUGGCGGCGAGGACCAUCAAACAGGAAGGCAUCAAGUAUAAGGAGGCGGUGCCACCGGCGCUCUACAAAUUCAUCGAGUUGCACUAGGCAAGCUGUUGCAAGUUGCGAGUGUUUGCAACUAGAGGAGAAACUCGAACAUUUUUACCUGAUCGCUCGAACGCCCGCCCGCCAUCGAAGCCAUGCCACGUGGAUAGACAUAAAACACACACACACACCUACUACAACUAUAACUACAACUACUAUUACUUAUAAAUAUUUAGGAGCUGAUGGGAGAGCGUUACUAAUGACUAGGAACUGAUUUGUGAUGUUUGCAAGCGAAGUGCCCAAUCCUGGUGCGGGCUGCCUGGGCACAAGGAUCAGGAUUGAAAGCGAUUGACGAUGAUGCUGAAGAUGACAACGAUUAUGUUUAUGAUUAGAACAACAACAACAACAACCACAACAACUACAACUACAACGACAACAACAAUUUAAAUUUGCUGUUUACUAUUUUGCUUGCGAAAUGUUUAUUUUCUGUUUGUUUGUUUUUUUAAUUGUGUUCUUGCUACUCUUUUCUCUAUUUGUAUGUAAUGAAAUAUGAUAAUAAUAUUAUUAUGUAUACGCCACGUGUGUGGCGCAGUCGGGCAGCUAAAAUAAUUGCACACGCCUAUUUUUUUUAUUGGGCUGACGCAAGGUCCUCAUAGCUGUUGCGACCACGCCCACGCGUUGCACAUUGUUAUGCGUAUUUAGCAUGUAUUGCAGUAAACCCAUCCCUCCCAUCCCACAUCCACACAUUCUUCAUACUGAACCGUCUGCCUAAGCAAUAAAAGAAAGCAAAAAACAAAAAAACACAAAAAAUGAGAACAGAGUUAGAAUUAGCAAUUUAUUUACCCAUAUUUAUUGGUUGACUCGAUUCUCAAUGCACUCAAUCGAUUGAUGCUGAUGCUGAUGCUGAUGUUGACGAUGACUACGCUCUACAUAAAAAGAAAAACACAGCACGUAGCUUAUGCCUCAAGCUAACAACUAGAACUUAAAUAUACAUUAGAAAUUCAUUCAAAUGCAAUAUAUUCUGUGUUAAGAACAAACAAACAAGACGCAAAAA
Drosophila grimshawi is the source of this 3138-nucleotide messenger RNA. Its product is annotated as protein fem-1 homolog CG6966. Gene Ontology annotation, molecular function: protein binding. NCBI's taxonomy places the organism in Eukaryota, Metazoa, Arthropoda, Insecta, Diptera, Drosophilidae. The transcript is spliced from 5 exons. The record is from RefSeq and is a predicted model, not a curated record. Bases 57 to 2147 code for a protein of 696 amino acids.